This is a messenger RNA of Mycena citricolor, 4704 nucleotides long. The record is from the annotation of a GenBank genome assembly. NCBI's taxonomy places the organism in Eukaryota, Fungi, Basidiomycota, Agaricomycetes, Agaricales, Mycenaceae.
CGGCAUUCAGUCUUCCUGCACGUCCCUGAAGCCCCGAAGAUUCAAAAGUCCCAUAUGACUGUUACGAUUUGUCUCAAAUCUGACUCAGAAAUCUCAUGUCAAGGAAAACACCUCGAAUCGGCAACUCUGAUCAGCGCUCCAUUCCCGGUUGGUUUCACACAUGACUAUCCGGCCCUUUCAUUUGUAAUGUUUAAGCAUCCGCUCGACCCUCAUACGUUGAGUCUCAGUCCUCCGCUUUGCAGCUGCUUCAAAUGAUGUGCAGCUCGGAAGCAGUCUCUUUUGCUAGCAAAAUCCCGCACAACAGUAUCUGCCAGUGCCCAAGCGAAGCAUCCUUCCCCUCGACCACUUCCCUCGUGCUAAAAUAAUCUACCCUUACCACCGGGUGGUGCUGCUGCGGAGCUGACUCGCGGAUAAUCUACACACUCAUGAUCCUCAGCCAUCCGUGAAACAGUCAGCCCGAUGCGGCGGUGUCUUGCUCAUCCGCACCCAAAGUGAAUAAAAGGCUCGCAUUUGUGGCCUCACCCUCAGCUCGACCAGCUUCUCCCGGCCUUCUACGACUUGUCACGACCUUCACGACUCGCACGACCCAACCAUCAUCCAAUCAUGUUUCAAAAUAUCCUUGCUCUGCUCCUCGUGCUGGACGCAUCUGCACUUACCAAUGCCAGUCCCUACUUCCUGGGACUGGGUGGAUCCGGGGCCGUGACGGUCACGACGACUGCCACCGUCACCGUCUUCCAGUGUGGUCCCAGCGCCUCAUCGGUUGUCGCGGGACCGAGCUCGUCAGCCCCUGCCGCGGCUGCCAGCCCUGCCCCAUUGGCUGCGUCGGUCUCUUCCUUGACCUCGGGCGGGUCUCCGGCGCUGACGGCUGCGAUCACAAACGCCCUCAACAGCGUCGUGAGCACUCUAAACAGCCUCACGCCGGUCCUGAACAACAUCGAAACUCUGACUACCUCUCUGCUUGCCAGCGUCGGAAGCUUGGGGAACACCGUCGGAUCCCUCAAUGGACUUUCCAGCCAGUCCCAGGGUAAUCUGAAUGGUAUCGUCAGCCAGCUGUCGACUCUCGGAACCGGUCUCGGUAAUACCAACAGUCUACUGAAUGGUAUCCCUGGCAGUGCAGUCAACAUCCCUGGUAGCACUCAAGCCAACCAGAUUUUCCCCCUGGUCCGAGGCUUGCUCACUCGACUCAAGACGCUUGUUCCCCAGGUCACAUCGCUUGCCACCAAUUUGCCCACUGGAACCAACUUGGGAAGCCUUCAUUCUGCGGUAUCUGGCGUCCAGUCUAAUCUCCAAACGUUGGUCCCUGAACUCGAUACUUCGGUGCUGACCAGCACGCAGAGCCAGGUCCUCGGCUCAUUGUACACCGACGUUCAGAAAUUGAUGGCCACCUGCUUGCUCCAGCUGGGGCUCGUUUGCACCACUUUCCUUCUAUUCUCGCGAGGUUUGUCAUCUCCUGGAGAGCAGAGCUUCUCGCAGGAGGAGUCAACGUUGGUCUUCCGUCGUGAAGACCUACAGAAGCUGUGGAAGUGGGAGAUUGCGAGUGGGCACUAUCCGAGUGGCGAAAGCAUACCAAAGCAAGUCGGGCUGCUCGAAUCCCCACCCAAUCCUGCACUACCCCCAAAAUCACGUACCGUGAGCCCUUCACGGUAUCGCCCGCCUACGACCGGCUCCUUGAGUGCUGACACCGACACCAUCGGCCAUGGUCCAAAACGAACUUACCUCAGUCCGCAAAGUGUUCCUCCGCAUGUCGCCUAUCCUCCACGGCCUGUACCAGGCAGUGUUGCUGACCUGGAUGUCAUUAUGAAGCACUGCGACUUCUCUCAGGGCAAGUAUGUGCGUGACUGCUUAGAAGUUCUACGAGUCGGAGCUGGUCUUGACAACGGGCAACGCACGCGCCGAGGCUCUUUCGAGGACUGGAAGUAUAUCUAUAUGGAAGAAAACACCACAAGCACGACCCGGCACGUGGUGAAUCAGGAUCCUUUGCAAGUUCCAAUCUACAGGCCUGUCGUCGGACGGUCAGACGACCCAGACGCCGGUCUUGUACUCAAGUCUGGCGCGAAAUGGGAGCCUCCUCUCAAGUUAUCGCCGACUCUGACUCAUCGACCUUCUGCCUCUCUACCGGAGCCAUGCGACACCGACAACCCCCGGCUGUAUCACAUGUUUUGGACGGGCCCAUUCACCGACAAACCGUAUCUCGCACUACUUUCCUUCUUAUUCACCCAAAACACCGGUCUGCACGCGCCGAAUCCGCCGUCAAGCGUGUGCCGACCGCAGUUCUGGCUUUGGAUCAAUCCCGGUCCCGCAGCUUCCAUUCCAAAUCCGAAUGCCCUUCACGACAUGUUCGCGCAGCUGAAAUCCAGUCCGUGGGCCGCGCCGUUCUUGCAUCCCCGUUUCAAAGAUGUGAUCCGGUUCAAGCUGUGGAACACCACGGAGCAGCUGGACGGGGUACCGGAGAUCGCAGAUGACUGGCGCGCGCUUCGGGAUACUCUCUUCAACUCGGGCGGACACAUCAUCAGCGUCCCGGAGCCUGAGAAGGCAGAAGAGACAGAAGUUGAUGAGGACGGAGAGGGUGUUGCCAACACUACCGUCAAAGCGAAGGCGACUGACAUGCUCCACCGGACCGGAUCAAAGUCGUCGUCUGAGUAUGACAGACUUUCUGUGAUUCUGAGUGACAUGGCACGUUUCGUGCUUUGCCACCGGUUCGGAGGAGUUUAUCUAGACGCCGACACUAUCCUCCUGCGAGAUUGGGAGGAACUGUGGGGCUGGAAAGGAGCCUUUGCUUAUCGCUGGUCUCGACUGGAGAAGUACAACACAGCUGUGCUGAGAAUGAACCGAGGAUCAGCGCUUGGAACCUUUCUAUUCCGGACGGCGCUUAAGAAUGGGCUCGACUUCCAUCCGAUGUCUGUAUCCCGAUACACGAAGGACGCAUAUCUGGAAGGGCUACUGCUCCGACUGCCGGAUGCCCUGUUCGACGCGGCCUGGCUGAACACUGAGGAAUACCAACGGGAUCGGCCCCCACAGCCGUACUUCACUGAGUUCAGUGACUUUUUCGAUACACCAAUGGAAAACAGCGCCUCGCCCCAGGCGCUUGGAUUCAAUGGAUUCUUCAAAGGGUCCUACUCGUACCAUUUCCACAACUUCUGGUGGAAACCGUUCGAUCCGACUCGCAACUGGCCAGACCUGGGGCCACAAUUCUCUGCUGGUGAAACAGCACUGAGGAAAUCGGCUGCCGAGGCGGAGGGACGAGAGUUCCGAGUCGACGAUGCCGAGACUGUAGGGGACGACAAGCUGGACUUGGACUGGGCUGCGGUGCUCAAGAGAACAUUCGAAGCCUAUGUUCGGGGCGAGCGGCCGAAUAUGUACGGAGAAUGGCUUGUUUGGUAGAGAUGUGUGGAACAUUAAUAUACUUUAUCACUCUGUACGGAAUGUUAUAUUUGGAGGAUUGUCGAUGUAUGAUAUUCGCAACCAUCCCUAGUCCUGAGCAGCACUUGGGUCCAGUUCUUCCUUUCGUUGAUUCAAUAUACAUGAGCUCGAGCUACGGAUACAGGUCUAGUUUUCAAAUUUCAGGCCGGCCUCUUGUCUGACUGCGCCAUAUAUAGCAGCAAAGUCGGCGGAAGGUCCUGUAUGCUCUUUGACUUGGACCAGGUGGGCCAAUGCUGUCUCGAUGUUGGGGAGAGUCAUCCCGGCCUCUUUCGCCAUGCUUCUCAUGUGGUUGGCGUCCUUCAUCGCGAUAUCAACGGCAAACAAAGGCUCGGCGCGUGUGUGGUAGUCCCCACUGAGCAUGCGAUGGGAGUACGCGGUGUAAGGUCCCGGGAACAUCGCCUCGAUCCACUGCGUCAAGGGCGCAGUCCCGAGCCCGGUCUUCUCCGCCAACACAUGCCCCUCGGCGAGCUGUUCGACCAUGUUGAGUAUGAACGAGUUGCCGAUGAGCUUCAGCUGCGAGGACUUGUGAUACGGCUCGUCCGCCAUUUCGAUGUCCACGCGAGACGUCACGCCUUUGAAAUACGGCCGCGCGCGUGCGAUCGCCUUUGCGGGCCCAGCGAGCACGCCGAUCAACAUACCGGAGUCCGCCAUCGCGGGCGCACCGAACACCGGCGCCGCGACGAAGUCCCCGCCCUUCUCCACGAUCAGCUUGCCGAGACGGUCGCUUAAAUCUGGGUGCACAGUCGAGCAGUCCACGAUGAGUUUGCCGCUCACACCGCCGGCCUUGAAUAUCUCUUCGAUCGUCGCCUCCACGACCGUGUCGUUGGCGAGACACAUGAAGAUUGCGUCGGCUUUAGCCGCCCCUGCUGAGAUCGAUUCAACGAUUUCGGUCUUGCCGGAUGGCAGGGCCUGGCUGAGCGCUUCUGCGCGCUGUAUCGAUCGGUUAUAGAUCAUCAGAGGCCCGUCUAGGUUGGCUUUCUCCACGAUGUUCUUGCACAUACCCUGCACGCCAGCGCGUGGCUACCAUGCUGCGUGUGAGUCGUGGAUACUUGCAAGGAUGCAGUCACAUCAUUCGGAACAAGAGAUGAUGUCUCCUCUCUUGAAGCUCAUCAAAACGGCUUUGAGCGAACAGUCAUGACAGUACUUAGGCCGAAGGUCUGUGUCAGUCAAGGACUCAUCACCAGGUGCGAGGAAGGAUGGCGCUUGGCUCAAGAACCCAAAAACCAAGGCUAUAUAAUACACAAUAAAUCCCAUCUCUACGCAUCUACUCUCUUUGGAUGAGAG